Dunckerocampus dactyliophorus (ringed pipefish) is the source of this 1295-nucleotide messenger RNA. It is a transcript of the gene sike1, whose product is annotated as suppressor of IKBKE 1. The record is from RefSeq and is a predicted model, not a curated record. Bases 192 to 845 code for a protein of 217 amino acids. Lineage: Eukaryota; Metazoa; Chordata; Actinopteri; Syngnathiformes; Syngnathidae. The transcript has 6 exons.
UAUUAUUUAGUUUUAUUUUAUAUAUUUUUUGUUUGUUUGUUUUGGGGGUAGUGGAUUUAGUUAAACUGCCGAUCCACCGUCCGUUCCUGAAGGUGGCGGAAGUGCGCCAAAAUGUUGCUUGAAAAAGAAGAAGACGAGGAGGAAGACGUCAUCACCGCAUCGACAAGACAAGCUUGUCAACAGACGAUAUUAUGGCCUGCACUUUGGAGAAAGUGUUAGGAGAUGCUCGGACAUUGCUGGAGAGGUUAAAGGAGCACGACACGGCCGCCGAGGGACUCAUCGAGCAGUCGGGGGCCCUCAGUCAGAGGGUGCAGAGCAUGAAGGAGGUGGGGAAUGCUCUCCCAGACAAGCAUGCAGAGGAUUCAUCAGAGCUCCAUGAGAUGAUCAAGUACAAGCCUCAUGUCCUACUCACUCAGGAAAACACUCAGAUCAAGGAGCUCCAGCAGGAAAACAAAGAGCUGUGGCUGUCUCUGGAAGAGCACCAAUAUACAUUGGAGCUGAUCAUGGGCCGUUACCGUAAGCAGAUGCUGCAGCUGAUGAUGGCCAAGAAGGAGUUGGACACCAAACCUGUCCUGUCCCUCCACGAGGACCACGCCAAAGAGGUACAGAGCCAGGUGGAGCGAAUAUGCGAGAUGGGCCAGGUGAUGAGACAAGCCGUGCAAGUGGAUGAUCAACGCUAUUGCUCCAUUCGAGAGAAGCUUGCCCAGUUAGAGAUUGAGAACAAGGAGCUGCGGGACCUUCUGGCUAUCAGCAAGGACUCAAUGGAAGCAGCAAGAGAAGACAGCACCCAACCAGCACCAGCAACAACACAUGAAAACAAACCUCAACACGAGUCCAAUAAAUGAUAUAAAGGGCAUCAUUUGGAACUUUUAGGACAACAAGUAUUGGUCCAUGUUGACUUUGUGUUCACGAUGGAUGACAUUCUGUUCAACCACAACAUUUUUUGUGAUGUAUUGAUGAUAAUUGCCUAUUUUUCUAAUUAUGCACAUGUCCAACUUGGUGGAAAUUCAAUAUUUGCUUUCGAGGCGCCCCAUGACACAUGCAGUAAAGACAGGAACAGCAAAUAUGAUUUAUUUUGUUGUUUUUAUAGGCCGAAUAGAUCUUUAUUCUGCAAGGACUUGGUCAAAGAUCCUUUAUAUAAUAGGAGGCGCUUUGCUUUUUUCACAGUUGGUUGUUUUUUUAAAUGUCAAAAAUUGUUCUUUGUCCUCUAAGGAAAAGAACGUUGAUAUGGUAGACUUGCUGUAAUUUCAGUCAAAUAAAAUAAAAAUGUAAAUAAAAGAUUGCUCUUUUAACUA